GCUGCGCCUCGACGCCUCCAUUCCCAUCUAUAAAUAAGUAAGAGACUUAAAGACAUAAACAUACACAAUUAAGAAAGAUAAUUAACUUAAGUCAAUACAAAAACACAUAUUAAUCAAGAAUGGUGGUGGCUAAUGAUCUCUCUUCCAAAAUUCUCCCCAGAGUUCUCAUCGUGUCUCGUCGGACUCUACGCAAGAACAAGUUCGUGGACUUCGUAGGAGAGUACCAUCUAGAUCUCAUCGUCUCCUCCGGUGCCGUCCCUGUAAUCGUGCCACGUGUCACCGGGAUCCACUCUCUGCUACAGAGCUUCGAGCCCAUCCACGGUGUCCUCCUCUGCGAAGGAGAAGACGUCGACCCUUCUCUCUACGCCGACGUAGAACUCCCGGGACUCUCGCCGGAGGACAUGGACGAGAUCAGGAGGUUGCACGCAGGAGACACGACCAUCGACCGAGAGAAAGACAGCAUCGAGCUGACUCUGGCCAGGCUCUGUCUCGAAAGGAAUAUUCCUUACUUAGGCAUUUGUCGUGGCUCUCAGAUUCUCAACGUCGCCGCCGGAGGAACUCUCUACCAAGACGUCGACAAGGAAAUCGGAACUACGACGAAACAUAUAGACUACGACAACUACGACGAGCACAGACACGCGGUUAGAGUUUUGGAGGAGACACCGUUGCACAAGUGGUUCGAGGAGAAGGAUCAGAUAAUGGUGAAUUCGUAUCACCAUCAAGGCGUGAAGAGACUUGCGAAGAGCUUCGUGCCCAUGGCAUACGCUCCUGAUGGUUUGAUCGAAGGGUUCUAUGACCCGAAUCGAUAUGAUCCAGAGGAAGGCCAGUUCUUGAUGGGUCUACAGUUUCAUCCCGAGAGGAUGAGAAUCUCAGGCUCUGAUGAGUUUGAUUAUCCAGGAUGCGCUUCUGUUUAUCAGGAGUUUGUGAAAGCUGCGAUCGCUUUCCAGAAGAAACAACUCAACGCAACAGAGAUGGUGAUGAUGAUGGAGACGACGAAGAAGAAGACGCUAGUCAAAAGCUUCUCCGGAGCUGAGUUUCUAGAGGCAAAUACGGUUCUAAGCAAGCAACAAGAGAAUAGGCUGAAGCAGAUGGGAGCAACGGUGAGGAACUCAUGUGUGUAUAUGAAAAGGAUGAAAAGGAAAGAGGAGCAAGAGAGGGCAAUGGACAAGUUGUCCACUGAGCGUUUGUCUGAUCUGCUUUCCUUCCACCGUAUGAUGGCUCGUCUUUGCUCCGAUGCCAUCCAGAGGAAGCUACUAGAACCUGCAGAUAGGACCGUCGAGUCCUUCUCAUUCCUCAACUACUAG
This is a messenger RNA of Eutrema salsugineum, 1304 nucleotides long. RefSeq names its product putative glutamine amidotransferase GAT1_2.1. Lineage: Eukaryota; Viridiplantae; Streptophyta; Magnoliopsida; Brassicales; Brassicaceae. Gene Ontology annotation, molecular function: hydrolase activity, acting on carbon-nitrogen (but not peptide) bonds, in linear amides. Bases 120 to 1304 code for a protein of 394 amino acids. The record is from RefSeq and is a predicted model, not a curated record. Gene Ontology annotation, cellular component: cytosol. The transcript has 2 exons.